Messenger RNA from Spodoptera frugiperda (fall armyworm), 9602 nucleotides. RefSeq names its product spectrin beta chain (gene beta-Spec). The coding region runs from base 343 to 8253 and encodes 2636 amino acids. The transcript has 39 exons. Gene Ontology annotation, biological process: neuron development; actin cytoskeleton organization. Gene Ontology annotation, molecular function: phospholipid binding; actin filament binding; structural constituent of cytoskeleton. The record is from RefSeq and is a predicted model, not a curated record. Lineage: Eukaryota; Metazoa; Arthropoda; Insecta; Lepidoptera; Noctuidae. Gene Ontology annotation, cellular component: cortical actin cytoskeleton; plasma membrane; spectrin.
CGAAGGUGGAUGCUUUCGCGGUCGGUCUUUCGCUUCGCCUUCGAUGCCGUGUUCGUACUCGCAGUCACGGAUGAUAUUCCAACGAAUUCUACAUGAAUAGCGAUUAUUUAUAAAUUUCAAGUCAUAAGUGUUAUGUUAUCUAUUCUGCAAGUAGAUUUGAAGACUGAUUGUAAAGUGUUUGUGCUGUGGAUUUAAAUUGGGUACGAUUGGCUACGGUCCCGCAUCCAAAGUGAAAUAUUUUGUGUGUGCCGACGAUUUAUGUGUAUAACCCGGCUAAAAAAACAUUUCUGGACCCAUAAAAGAAGAUAGUUGAGCGUGGCGGUGAGGUAGAGGUUGGUCGCGAUGACGACCGACAUAUCGGUGUCCCGCUGGGACCCGUCCAUCGGCCAUGGUCAGGAGAUCAUCGACGAGUUCGAGUACGAUGGCGGCAAUUCGUCGUCGAGGCUAUUCGAACGAUCGCGCAUUAAGGCGUUAGCAGACGAACGAGAAAGUGUGCAGAAGAAAACUUUUCAAAAAUGGGUGAACUCCCACUUGGUGCGCGUCGGGUGCCGUAUCAGCGACCUGUACGUCGACAUGAGGGAUGGCAAGCAACUCAUCAAAUUGCUCGAAGUGCUCUCCGGAGAAAGAUUGCCACGCCCAACAAAAGGCAAGAUGCGUAUCCACUGCUUGGAGAAUGUGGAUAAAGCGUUGCAGUUCUUGCGCGAACAACGAGUGCAUUUGGAGAAUAUGGGAUCCCACGACAUCGUUGACGGAAACCCGAGGCUCAGUCUCGGUCUCAUUUGGACCAUCAUUUUGCGCUUCCAGAUCCAAGACAUCACAAUCGAAGAAACAGACAACAAGGAGACAAAAUCAGCCAAGGAUGCUUUACUUCUCUGGUGUCAAAUGAAGACAGCUGGUUACAACAACGUGAAUGUCCGAAACUUCACGACUUCAUGGCGUGAUGGGCUCGCGUUCAACGCGAUCAUACACAAGCACAGGCCCGACCUCAUUCAGUUCGACAAACUGCACAGAAGCAAUCCCAUGCACAACUUGAACAAUGCUUUCAAUGUCGCUGAGGAGAAACUUGGACUCACCAAGCUGUUGGAUGCUGAAGAUAUCGCCGUCGACCACCCCGACGAGAAGUCAAUCAUCACAUACGUGGUGACGUACUACCACUACUUCAGUAAGAUGAAGCAGGAGACGGUGCAGGGCAAGAGGAUCGGCAAGGUCGUCGGCAUCGCCAUGGAGAACGACAAGAUGAUGCAGGAGUACGAGUCGCUUACCAGCGAUCUCCUGCAAUGGAUCGAGCGUACUAUCGAAGCGCUCGGUGACCGAACGUUCGCGAACUCAUUGGAGGGUGUGCGCCAGCAACUCAUACAGUUCGCUAACUACCGCACUGUGGAGAAACCACCUAAGUUCGUGGAGAAGGGUAACCUGGAAGUCCUCCUAUUCACCCUGCAGUCACGCAUGCGCGCCGCCAACCAGAAGCCGUACACUCCUCGCGAGGGCAAGAUGAUCCACGACAUCAACCGCGCCUGGGAGAGGCUCGAGAAGUCCGAACACGAGAGGGAACUCGCACUCCGAGAGGAACUCAUCAGGCAGGAGAAACUUGAACAACUUGCUGCCAGAUUCAACCGCAAGGCUCAGAUGCGUGAGACGUGGUUGUCUGAGAACCAGCGCCUGGUGAGCCAGGACAACUUCGGCUUCGACCUGGCCGCAGUGGAGGCGGCCGCUAAGAAGCACGAGGCCAUCGAAACUGAUAUCUUCGCGUAUGAAGAACGCGUGCAGGCUGUUGUUGCCGUCUGUUCUGAGUUGCAGGCUGAGAGAUACCACGACAUGGAGCGUGUAUGCGCGCGACGUGACAACGUGCUUCGUUUGUGGGCGUACCUGUUGGAGCUACUGCGGGCCCGGCGAGCGCGCCUCGAACUCAGUCUGCAGCUGCAACAGAACUUCCAGGAGAUGCUAUACAUCCUGGACUCCAUGGAGGAGAUCAAGAUGCGUCUGCUGACGGACGACUACGGCAAGCAUCUCAUGGGCGUCGAGGAUCUACUGCAGAAACACGCGCUUGUAGAGGCUGAUAUCAAUGUACUGGGAGAGAGGGUCAAGGUGGUAGUAGGCCAAUCCCAGCGGUUCCUGGAGCAAGAGGAAGGUGGUUACAGGCCAUGCGACCCCGCCAUCACAGUGGAGCGCAUUCAGCAACUCGAGAACGCUUACGCUGAACUUGUACACCUCGCCGUGGAACGCAGAAAGCGCCUGGAGGACAGCCGCAAGUUGUGGCAGUUCUACUGGGACAUGGCGGACGAAGAGAACUGGAUCAAGGAGAAGGAGCAGAUCGUCUCCGUCGAUGACAUCGGUCAUGAUCUUACUACCGUGUACCUCCUGAUCUCCAAACACAAGGCGUUGGAGGCGGACGUGCAGGCUCACGAGCCACAACUGAUGAGUGUCGCCGCAGUCGGAGAUGAACUCAUCUCGCAAGGACACUUCGGAGCUGACAGGAUACAGGAUCGUCUCCGUGACAUCCUGUCCCAAUGGAACCACCUAUUGGACCUGGUCUCCCUGCGUAAGAACCGCCUUGACGCGGCCGUGCGCUACCAUCAACUCUUCGCUGAUGCUGAUGAUAUCGACAACUGGAUGUUGGAUACACUCAGGUUGGUGUCAUCCGAAGAUACCGGUGUUGAUGAGGCUCAAGUACAGAGCUUGCUGAAGAAACACAAGGAUGUUACCGACGAACUCAAGAACUACGCCAAUGUUAUCCAGCAGCUCAAACAACAGGCGGGCACGCUGUCCCCGGUGGACGCGACGAGCGCGGAGGUGGUGUCCCGUCUGGGCGCGGUGGACGCGCGGCACGGCGAGCUGGCGGAGCUGGCGCGGCUGCGCAAGCAGCGCCUGCUGGACGCGCUCAGCCUCUUCAAGCUGCUGGCCGAGGCCGACGCCGCCGACCAGUGGAUCGCAGAGAAGGACCGCAUGCUCGACACCAUGCUGCCGCCCAAGGACAUCGACGACGUCGAGAUCAUGAAGCACAGAUACGACGGUUUCGACAAGGAGAUGAACGCCAACGCGUCCCGCGUGGCCGUGGUGAACCAACUGGCGCGGCAACUCAUCCACGUGGAGCACCCGCAGGCCGCGCGCAUACAGGACCGACAGGCCGCGCUCAACUCCGCAUGGAGCGCGCUACGGGAGAAGGCGGAAGGCAAGAAGGACGAGCUGAAGUCCGCGCAGGGCGUGCAGACGUUCCACAUCGAGUGCCGCGAGACUGUGUCCUGGAUCGAGGACAAGAAGAGGAUCCUGCAGCAGACCGACAACUUGGAGAUGGAUCUCAACGGUGUGAUGACCCUCCAGCGUCGCCUGUCCGGUAUGGAGCGCGACCUGGCCGCCAUCCAGGCUCGCAUCUCGUCCUUGGAGAGCGAGGCCAACGCCAUCGAGGGAGACCAUCCAGAGGAGGCACAGCUCAUUCGCGACCGUGUCACCAUGAUCACGGAGAACUGGGAACAACUCACGCAGAUGCUCAAAGAGCGCGACGCGAAGUUGGAGGAGGCUGGCGACUUGCACCGCUUCCUUCGCUCCGUGGAUCACUUCCAGGCUUGGCUCACCAAGACACAGACCGAUGUCGCUUCCGAGGAUACGCCAUCGAACCUGGCGGAGGCGGAGAAGCUGUUGUCUCAGCACCAGACCAUCAAGGAGGAGAUCGACAACUACAAGGACGAGUACGCCAAGAUGAUGGAGUACGGAGAGAAGAUCACUGCCGAGCCGUCCACCCAAGACGACCCGCAGUACAUGUUCCUGCGCGAGCGGCUGAAGGCGCUGCGCGAGGGCUGGGCCGAGCUGCAGCAGAUGUGGGAGAACAGGCAACAACUGCUCGCGCAGAGCCUCGAGCUGCAGCUGCUGCAGCGGGACGCCAGGCAGGCUGAGGUGCUACUGGCGCACCAGGAACACAGGUUAGGCAAGACCGAGCCACCAACCAACCUGGAGCAGGCCGAGAACAUGAUCAAGGAGCACGAGGCUUUCCUCACCACCAUGGAGGCCAACGACGACAAGAUCAACUCCGUCGUACAGUUCGCCAACCGCCUCGUCGAAGAGAGACACUUCGACGCCGACAAGAUCCAGCGCAAGGCUGAGAACAUCGACGCCAGGCGCAAUGCCAACCGGGAGAAGGCACUCCAGCAGAUGGAGAAACUCCAGGACCAGCUACAGCUGCACCAGUUCCUGCAGGACUGCGACGAGCUCGGAGAGUGGGUGCAGGAGAAGAAUGUCACCGCUCAGGACGACACGUACCGCUCGGCCAAGACCAUCCACUCCAAGUGGACCCGCCAUCAAGCUUUCGAAGCAGAGAUCGCGGCUAACAAGGAACGCCUGUUCGCAGUACAGAAUGCUGCUGAAGAGCUCAUGAAGCAGAAACCCGAAUUUGUCGAAAUCAUCUCCCCGAAAAUGUCCGAACUGCAAGAUCAGUUUGAGAACCUGCAAACCACUACUAAGGAGAAGGGAGAACGCCUAUUUGACGCCAACCGCGAAGUUUUGCUGCACCAGACUUGCGACGACAUCGACUCAUGGAUGAACGAACUCGAGAAACAAAUCGAGAACACCGACACCGGCACUGAUCUGGCAUCUGUGAACAUUCUCAUGCAGAAGCAACAGAUGAUCGAGACACAGAUGGCCGUUAAAGCCAAGCAAGUCACCGAACUGGAGACUCAGGCUGAAUAUUUGCAGAAGACCGUCCCGGACAAGAUGGACGAGAUCAAGGAGAAGAAGAAGUCGGUGGAGCAGCGGUUCGAGCAGUUGAAGGCGCCAUUGUUGGACCGCCAGCGUCAGCUGGCCAAGAAGAAGGAAGCCUUCCAGUUCCGUCGCGACGUCGAGGAUGAGAAGCUCUGGGUGCACGAGAAGAUGCCACAGGCCACCACUACGGACUACGGCAACUCUCUGUUCAUCGUGCAGAUGUUGCAGAAGAAGAACCAGUCGCUCAAGACUGAGACUGACAACCACGAGCCGAGGAUCCUGACUGUAAUCUCUAACGGACAGAAGCUGAUUGAUGAGGGACACGAGGAUACGCCCGAGUUCAAGCAGCUUAUUGAAGAACUUACCGCGAGGUGGCGAGAACUGAAGGAUGCCAUCGAAGAACGCAAGAACAAACUGUCCCAAUGGGAGAAGGCACAACAAUACCUAUUCGACGCGAAUGAAGCAGAAGCAUGGAUGAGCGAACAGGAGCUGUACAUGAUGGUGGAAGACCGCGGCAAGGACGAGAUCUCCGCGCAGAACUUGAUGAAGAAGCAUGAGAUACUGGAACAGGCCGUCGAUGACUACGCGCAUACCAUCAGGCAGCUUGGAGAGACUGUACGACACCUCACUGCUGAUGAACAUCCGCUCAGUGAGCAGAUCUCAGUGAAGCAGUCUCAAGUAGACAAGCUGUAUGCGGGUCUGAAGGACCUGGCAGGCGAGAGACGUGCCAAGUUGGACGAGGCGCUCCGCCUCUUCCAGCUGUCCAGGGAGGUUGAUGACCUCGAGCAAUGGAUCACCGAGCGAGAACUUGUGGCUAGCUCGCAAGAACUUGGACAGGACUACGACCAUGUUACCUUAUUAUGGGAGCGUUUCAAGGAGUUCGCCCGCGAGACCCAGGCGGUUGGGUCGGAGCGCGUGGCCACCGCGGAACGUAUCGCCGACCAGAUGAUCGCCAUGGGACACUCCGACAACGCCACCAUCGCGCAGUGGAAGGAGGGACUCAAGGAGACCUGGCAGGACCUGCUCGAGCUUAUUGAGACUAGGACACAGAUGUUGGCAGCGUCUCGCGAGCUGCACAAGUACUUCCACGACUGCAAGGACACGCUGCAGCGCGUGAACGAGAAGGCGCGCGGCGUCAGCGACGAGCUGGGCCGGGACGCCAUCAGCGUCGGCGCGCUGCAGCGGAAGCACCACAACUUCAUGCAGGACCUCAGCACUCUGCACCAACAGGUGGAGGCGAUCCGCGCGGAGUGCGGUCGUCUGGGCGCGAUGUACGCGGGCGAGAAGGCGGCGGAGAUCACGCGGCGCGAGGCGGAGGUGCGCGAGGCGUGGGCCGCGCUGUCGGCGGCCUGCGCGGCCCGGACCACCAAGCUGGAGGACGCCGACCACCUCUACCGGUUCCUCAACCAGGUGCGCACGCUCACGCUCUGGAUGGACGACGUCGUACGGCAGAUGAACACCGGGGAGAAACCGCGUGACGUCAGCGGCGUAGAACUCCUAAUGAACAACCACCAAUCUCUGAAGGCGGAGAUUGACACGCGCGAGGAUAAUUUCUCAGCUUGCAUCUCAUUGGGUCGCGAGCUAUUAGCGCGGCAACACUACGCGUCCGCCGACAUUAAGGAGAAGCUGCUGCAACUGACCAACCAACGGAACGCCUUGUUACGCCGCUGGGAGGAACGCUGGGAGAACCUUCAACUCAUCCUGGAGGUAUACCAGUUCGCCCGCGACGCUGCAGUGGCGGAGGCCUGGCUCAUAGCACAGGAGCCUUACCUAAUGUCACAAGAACUUGGUCACACCAUUGACGAAGUAGAAUCUCUCAUCAAGAAACACGAGGCCUUCGAGAAGUCCGCCGCAGCACAGGAGGACCGCUUCUCAGCUCUACAGAGGCUCACUACCCUUGAACAGCGUGAGUCUGCAAUGUGGCCUAGUGCACAACCUUGGGAUAAAUGUGACGAAUCAGACUUUACCUACCAACCCCCACCCGCAACCAAAUCUCACCCACCUCUCACUAUAACCAUUAACAAAAACGAACGACCCGUCAGCCAAGUAGUCGAAGAAAUUAUAACAGAUAGCAACAAGUUUAACAUACCAGAGAAAAUUAAGGCUAGAACACUAAAUAUUAACUACGCGAAUAACCAAAAGAAGAACGAUUCCUACCUAUGGUCCCCGAAUAAUAAAAACAAUAGUUUAUCAACAAUAUCGGAGACCAGUUCCGCGCCAAACUCGCCCUUAAUGUCUCCAAUGUCACCUGAGAUAUACAGCUCAGUUUUCUUUGAGUUCCCCGAUCAGACAGAGAAAGCGAAUGAGUACCUGGCCUGUAUAGACUUGAUACUCUGGGAGCGGUUGUCGUAUCUAAAUGUUUACCCGAACGUAUCAUUACUAAGGCAUAAAAGCAAUAGUUCGUCAAAAUCUAGUUUGAAGCGGUUUAUUAGGAAAUGGUCUAAGAAAGCGAAGGCAGAGAAUGACGUUAAGGGUGAAGUUGCAGUGCUUUCGCUGCCUGGUCUGACGAGUAGUUCGAAAGCUAUUAAUGAUCUUGGGAAAGAAGUAAAGAGUAUACCCUUAAGUUCCUCCCUCCUCCUGUUGGCCCAAACCCGUAACCUGUUGUGUCCCGACGGUGCAUGGUACUAUAACUAUUUGGACAGUUUCGAAGUGAAAGAGAAGAAGCGAAGACAGGAGGCUGCAGAAGCCGCGGAGAGGGAGAAGCGAGAGCGCGAGGCUGCCGAGGCUGCGGCCGCCGCCGCCGCCGCGCAGGACGCCGUGGACAGGGCGCAGACCCCCGAGCAACAACCACAAGAGUUGGGCGAGCCGUCCCCCGCCACUCCCCCCGCGACCCCCGCGACCCCUGCGACCCCCGUGGCGGUCGCCCUCACCGAGACCGACUCCCCGCCCCGACCCUCGACCUCCAAGCAGACGCCCGCCAAACCUGCUCGCCUCUCCACUCCCGGGACGAGUUCGACGCCAGCCACGCCGUCUAGUUCCGGUAAGGUGAAGUCGCGGUCGCGAAGCAAGUCGCCCUUCAGGAGUUUCCGAUGGCGCACGGCGAAGAAACUGCUCGCCGGAUCUCAUCAUAGCGACGAUGAAGAGGGCGCUAGUCCCGCGAGUGAGGACGAGGGCGUAGAGGGAACAUUGGUGCGCAAACACGAGUGGGAGUCCGCCGCCAAACGAGCUUCCAACAGAUCAUGGGACAAAGUGUACGUGGUGGCAAAGGACGGCCGCAUGGCGUUCUACAAGGACCAGAAGGCGUACAAGGCGUCACCUGACGCGCACUGGCGCGGCGAGGCACCUCUCGACCUCAACGGCGCCGUCGUAGAGGUCGCCGCCAACUACACUAAGAAGAAGCAUGUGUUCCGUCUUAGACUGAGCAGCGGCGCGGAGUUCCUGCUGCAGGCGCACGACGAGGCGGAGAUGUCGUGGUGGCUGGAGUCGCUGCGCGCGCGCGCCGCGGCGCCGGCGCCCCGCUCGCACACGCUGCCCGCGCCGCACAACGCCGAGCCCAAGCGGCGCUCCUUCUUCACGCUCAAGAAAAAGUCAGUCACUCUCCUCUCCCAACUAUACGCACCCUAACAUCACCUAACCAGUUGAGGGGCGUGGCGGCGCAAGUUUCCUCAGUACGCGGCGGCGCCCGAGAGAGUGGCGCCGCGCAUUUCUCACGACGCUUGCAGCUGUAAGCUUUGCUAAUGACGAAAUAUGUCGACUCGCGGCACUAUCCACCGUCGACCGUUCAAUGUUAUUAUUAUUAAUAUUAUUUUUUGUUGCGUACGAAACGUUAUUUGAGACUGUUCGGUAUCUGAGUGUUCGAUCGUUCGCCCUCGUAAACCGUAUUUAUUGUUCGAUAUUCGUAUCGAAGAUUGAAGAUAUUAAAGUAGAUUUUAUCCAGGUAUGUACGAUCCCACCCCUCGAAAGUGUAAUUGUUAUGAUAUGAAACGAUUAUGAUUAAAUGAAAUAAAUACAUAUUAUUAUUAUAAUAAAAUUCUAAAUGCGUCGCUAUUUAUACAUAGAUGAUUUUAGUGUUUAAAUUCAGAUUGAGAAUAUAUAUAUAUUUUAAUUAUUUAUAUUUAAAAGAUAUGGAGCUAGUGUAAUGUAAAUUCAGUUGAACUAGAAAUGUAUGUCGUGCGAUUUAUUAAAGAUUCAAUUAAAAAGUUUUAAACUAUUAUUGACCAAUGUAAAACCAAUUGACGGAAUUUGACUAUCGCAUUUGAUAAUGUUUAACUUAGCUAAGACGGAUGAUUGUAACCGCAUUUACAUUCAAUAGACGAUUUCCCAGUGGAUUGACGUUAUACUAAUAAAUUACAUCGUGAGCUUUGCUUCGUCGGAGCAUCGCGCGAUAACAUAACGUAAGCUACGUACAUAAAUUGUAUUAGAUGUAAUUUGAUUAUAAAGUGUCUUCUCCCGGCGCGAGGCCGCCGCGGUCCGCCCGCUGAAGCCGCAUUUAAUAAUAUUGUCAGGUUUGUUGGUAGUCGGCCGUCGCUAGCGGCGCCGAGUAGAUGUAGAGUACAGUACAGUACAGUACGGUACGGUACAGUACAGGUGGCGGCGGGCGGCGGCGGCUCGCGCCAUUAGUAUCCAACUUGUAAGUAUGCUUGAUCGCCUCAUAAGUGCUUCUAUAAAAUGACGUAUUUCUAUUAAACAUUCAUUUUGUAAUAAUUAUUUUUACUGCCAAUUUUCACAAAUUGUUAAUUUUUAUAAGUAAUAUAACAAAAUUUCACAUUUCAUAAUAUUACGUACACACAUUUUUAGUUCUAAUCGUGUUAUGGUUAUUGUAUAUUUGGCGAGUGUGGCGGUGGCGAUGCCGUGUGUCGCCCUCUACUGCCACACUGAUCACUGCAUGUUUCGUAAACCUAUGUUUAUACUUAUUUUAUUUUAAAGAACUUCUUUAUUGAUGAGAAUAUAAAAUAAAUGAUGUUUUCAAAUAA